Chenopodium quinoa (quinoa) is the source of this 4261-nucleotide messenger RNA. RefSeq lists its product as uncharacterized. The record is from RefSeq and is a predicted model, not a curated record. Bases 1 to 4254 code for a protein of 1417 amino acids. The transcript is spliced from 4 exons. NCBI's taxonomy places the organism in Eukaryota, Viridiplantae, Streptophyta, Magnoliopsida, Caryophyllales, Amaranthaceae.
AUGUAUAUCCGUGUUGGAGUUGCUAAAAGGACUCAUGCUCAUAUACUGGAGCAAGCUCGUCAUAUUCCGUUACCUCACUGUGAAAGUUCAUCUUCGGACGAGGAGGGUGAAUAUAUUUUUGAGAUGGGUGAUCAAACACUAAAGCAGCUUGCAGCUCCAACGUUUGAUCCAAAUUUAUUAUGCAUAGUAGACGAUGAGGCAGAAAUUGAGAUCAAGCCGGGGUUGAUUAGAGCUCUUCCCACAUUUUCAGGUUUCCGUAAUACUAACUCCUUGGGUUCAGUUCACAUGAAUGAGGCUAGCAGAUUUUUGAAGGAAUUUCACAUAGCAUGUCCGGGGAUGAAACCGGCUGGUGUCACCCUCGACCAGCUCAAGUUAAAGGCAUUUCCUUUUGCCUUGUCUGAUGCUGCCAAGGAGUGGUUAUUUGAAGUACCUGCUGGAACCAUCACAACAUGGGAUCAAAAGCUAAAAGUAUUCGCAGAAAGAUAUUUUCCAGCAUCUUUGAUAGCCAAUAUCAGGAAAGAAAUAUGUGGAAUUCGACAGGACGAUAUCAGUGAGCAAUUAUUAAUACAGUACUUUUACGAAGGACUUAGGGAGACAGACAGGAAUCUAGUUGAUGCAGCAAGUGGUGGAGCACUGGUUGACAAAACACCCGCAGAGGCAAAGAAACUGAUUGCAAACAUGGCUGCAAACUCUCAGUAUCGAGGAGGUCGAAAUAUCACGUCCACCUCUAUAUGUCAAGUUAAUGAAGUGGUGAGUUCUAACCUCGAGCAACAAGUAGCUAAACUCACUUCCUUAGUGGAGCGAGUAAUGAUCGAAAAAGGGCAAGAUAAAGUAUGUGGCCUUUGUUCAAUGGUAGGACACUCAACUGAUAUGUGUCCUACUCUGCAAGAAGAAGAAGUGAAUUCGAUUGGUGGCGGUCAGGGGCAGCAAAGACGUUAUGAUCCAUUCUCUCAGACUUAUAAUCCGGGGUGGAGAGAUCAUCCAAACCUGAGAUAUGGUAAUGCUCAGCAGCAGGCAGGCAACUCUAACCUCAGACCACCAGCUUUCCAGCAACAACAAGCUUCUAAUCCUCCACCUGGGUUUCAUCAGCAACCACAAUAUCAGCCGCGACCUCAAAAUCAACAAGUUUCCCAGCCACAAUCUGGUAGCAUGUCUCUGGAAGAUAUUGUGAAGGCAAUGGCUGACAACACUUUGCAUUUCCAGCAAGAGACAAGAAGUGGUCUAAAGAACUUGGAGAACCAAGUUUCUCAGUUAGCUAACACAGUGGGAAAGCUCCAAGCUCAGAACUCUAACAAGCUUCCGAGUCAACCAGAGAGAAAUCCAAAGGAGAACGCGAGUGCAAUCUCCCUGAGAAGUGGCAAGCAAUUAGAGGUUCUAGCGAAAAAGACUGAAGGGCUGGCAGCACACCAAGAGGAACAAGAGACUAUUGUUCCAGAGCAAGAUAAGCAGCCCACUAAGGUAAGAGAUGUUGUUUCUCCUAAUACUGAUGAGUUUACUUCUUCUGUUCCAUUUCCUAGCAGGUUAUCAUCUACGAAUAAGAAGAGAGAGCAAGAAAAGGAGAAAGAGACCCUGGACAUUUUUCGCAAGGUUGAGGUAAACAUACCUUUACUGGAAGCUAUAAGACAAGUGCCGCGGUAUGCAAAGUUUUUGAAGGAGUUAUGCACUAACAAGAGGAGAUUGAGUGGAGAUGAAAAAGUCAGUGUAAGUGAGAAUGUGUCUGCUGUUUUACAGAGGAAAGUUCCUCCAAAGUGCAAGGAUCCAGGUAUUUUUACUAUACCAUGUAAAAUAGGUAACACGAGAUACGAUAAAUGCAUGCUAGACUUAGGAGCUUCUAGUAAUGUCAUGCCUUUAUAUAUCUAUAAAGCUCUAAACUUAGGACCUUUGAAAGACACUCGAGUGAUUAUUCAGCUUGCUGACCGUUCUAAUACAUACCCUGUAGGAGUAGUCGAUGAUGUUUUAAUGCAAGUGAAUGAACUGGUGUUUCCUGCUGACUUUUAUGUUUUAGAUAUGCCAAAUGAUGAAUCCCCUAAUGCAGCACCUAUCUUAUUAGGAAGACUUUUUCUGAAAACAUCUAGAACUAAAAUUAAUGUUCACAGUGGGGUGUUGACCAUGGAGUUCGAUGGGGAGGUUAUCCGGUUUAAUUUAUUUGAUGCCAUGAGAUAUCCCUCUGAUUGUGAAUCUGUUUCUAGUAUAGAUGUCAUUGAUGCACUAACUGAGCAUGUAUUCUUUCUCUCUGGUCAUGAUGGGUUAGAUGUUGUUUUGACUGCGCCUAUGGAAAAAGAAAAGUAUACUGACUUGCAGGAACAUUUUGAGCUUAAGGGGGAAGUUAAGGAAGCUUUUUCCUCUCUGGAAAUACUUCCCGAUAAGCAGUCAAGGUAUGACAAACAGUUUAUGCAGUUACCUGUCACUUCUAACAGAUUGUUACCUUCUAUUGUACAGGCCCCUGAAGUGGAACUAAAGCCACUACCAGACCAUCUCAAGUAUGCAUUUUUGGGAGAAAAUGACACUCUGCCAGUCAUAAUCGCGAGUAAUCUAACUCUGAAUCAAGAGCAAAAGCUGGUGCAAGUUCUGAAGGAGCAUAAAACAGCUCUAGGGUGGACGGUUGCUGAUAUAAAAGGAAUUAGUCCCUCUAUGUGUCAGCACAGAAUCUUAUUAGAAGAGGGAGAUAAACCCGUGAGACAAGUGCAGCGACGACUUAAUCCACCUAUGAUGGAAGUGGUGAAGAAAGAAGUAAUGAAGCUUCUUGAAGUAGGGGUGAUAUACCCUAUAUCAGAUAGCCCUUGGGUCAGUCCCUUUCAAGUGGUCCCAAAAAAGUCAGGAGUCGCAGUGGUGGAAAACGAUAAGGGAGAAAUGGUUCCCACCCGAGUACAAAAUGGGUGGAGAGUUUGUGUAGAUUACAGAAUACUCAAUUCUUUGACUCGAAAAGAUCAUUUUACCUUAUCCUUUAUUGAUCAAAUGGUAGAGCGUCUUGCUGGUCACGCUUAUUACUGUUUUCUUGACGGUUUUUCAGGUUAUGUGCAGGUCCCUAUAACUCCGGAGGAUCAAGAAAAAACGACGUUCACAUGCCCGUACGGCACAUUUGCGUAUCGUCGUAUGCCAUUUGGACUGUGCAAUACUCCAGCGACUUUUCAGAGAUGUAUGGUAAGCAUCUUUUCAAAUUACCUUGAAAAUUUCAUUGAAGUUAUCAUGGAUGAUAUCACUGUACAUGGAGAUUCUUUUGAUAGAUGCUUAGAACACCUCACUAUGGUCCUUAAACGUUGUCUUGAAACUAACCUUGUGCUUAAUUUUGAAAAAUGUCAUUUCAUGGUUCAACAAGGUAUAGUUUUAGGCCAUAUUAUGUCGUCUGAAGGAAUAAAAGUAGAUAAAGCUAAAAUAGAUCUUAUUUCUUCUCUGCCUUACCCCACCUCUGUGCGGGAAGUUCGAUCUUUUCUUGGCCAUGCAGGGUUCUAUCGCAGGUUUAUCGAAGGAUUCUCGAAGAUUGCGCAACCACUAUGCAAACUACUCCAAAAGGAUGUGGAGUUCCACUUUGAUGAGGCCUGUAAGCAGGCAUUUGACAAGCCGAAAGACAAGUUGGUCACUGCCCCUGUUCUACAACCUCCUAACUGGGAGCUCCCAUUUGAGCUGAUGUGCGACGCUUCUAACUAUGCUGUAGGGGCAGUGCUAGGCCAGCGAGUUGGAAAAGUUCCCCAUGCCAUCUACUAUGCCUCAAGGACUUUGGAUGCGGCUCAAGCUAAUUAUACUACGACUGAGAAAGAACUUUUAGCUGUAGUUUUUGCUUUAGACAAAUUCAGGUCUUAUUUAUUGGGUACUAAAAUUGUUGUGUUUACUGACCAUGCAGCGCUGAAAUAUCUGUGGUCAAAUGAUGUAUCCAAACCUAGGCUAAUACGUUGGAUAUUAUUGCUUCAACAAUUUAAUGUUGAAAUAAAAGAUAAAAAAGGUUCUGACAAUAGUGUUGCUGAUCAUUUGAGCAGGUUAGUUAUUGAAGCUGAUGAAGGGAAGUUUCCAGCCAGCUACACCAAAGCACAGAAGGACCGGAUGCGUAGUAUAGCAAAAUACUACAUAUGGGAUGACCCAUACCUCUGGAAAUACUGUGCUGAUCAACUGAUCAGAAGGUGCGUACCUAAUUCUGAAAUUCUUUCUAUACUAACUUUCUGCCAUUCUUAUGCAUGUGGGGGACAUUUUGGACCAAAGAGAACCGCACGCAAGGUUUUAGAGAGUGGAUUCUAUUGGCCAUCCAUAUUUAAAGAUGCAUAAGAAAUCU